Raphanus sativus (radish) is the source of this 2626-nucleotide messenger RNA. Its product is annotated as pentatricopeptide repeat-containing protein At4g21065. NCBI's taxonomy places the organism in Eukaryota, Viridiplantae, Streptophyta, Magnoliopsida, Brassicales, Brassicaceae. Gene Ontology annotation, molecular function: zinc ion binding; RNA binding; protein binding. The transcript has a single exon. The record is from RefSeq and is a predicted model, not a curated record. Gene Ontology annotation, biological process: RNA modification. The coding region runs from base 209 to 2626 and encodes 805 amino acids.
UUUAAAAAGAAAAGCAUUUGUUUAACAUUUUUACCAAAAGUAUAUUUUUUAUUACCCUUUUAUUGGGUCAACAUUUUCUUGUAAUUACCAAAAGUAUAUAUAUAUAUAUACACAUAUUUUUUGUCAUCAUAUAUAUACACAUUUAAAGCUCUUAUUAUGCCAUCACUUAUCAACCGAGUUGAACUUGAAACCGUAUCAGUAGAGUGAUAUGCUCAGAUUGAAUUUGAGAAACUGCCGUCUUACUACGACAUCGUUCUGUAAACACAUCCACAGCAAUGCUGUUCCAACAAAUCUUCACUCGACCAAUCUGGCGUUGGGAGAUUUAUCCAAAUCUGGUCGGAUCAACGAAGCCCGCCAACUGUUCGAUGAAAUGCCUGAGAAAGAUGAGUAUACUUGGAACACCAUGAUCGUUGCUUACACCGGUUCAGGUAGACUCUCUGACGCGAAACAGCUAUUCCGUAGAAACCCAAUGAAGAACACAAUCUCCUGGAAUGCUCUUAUCACUGGGCAUUGCAAGUAUGGUAGUGAAGAUGAGGCUUUAAGUUUGUUUUGGGAAAUGCAGUUCCAAGGAAGACACUUUAACGAGUACACUUUAGGUAGUGUUCUUAGGAUGUGUGCUUCACUUGGUUUGCUUCAGAGAGGUGAACAGAUUCAUGGGUGUAUAGCAAAAACAGGGUUUGAUAUGGAUGUUAGCGUGGUUAAUGGUUUAAUCGCUAUGUAUGGACAAUGCAGGCGUGUGUAUGAAGCUGAGUAUCUCUUUGGGACGGUGCCAGGUGAGAGGAGGAAUAACGUUACGUGGACUUCAAUGCUCACCGGCUACUCGAGGAACGGGUUUGCGUACAAGGCGAUUGAGUGUUUCAGGGACAUGAGAAGAGAUGGAAAGGAGUCUAAUCAGUUUACCUUUCCUAGCGUUUUAACUGCUUGUGGUGCGGUCUGUGCUCGCAGGGUUGGAGUUCAGGUACACGGCUGCAUAGUUAAGAGUGGUUUCAAGACCAACAUCUUUGUUCAGAGCGCGGUGAUUGCUAUGUACGCUAAAUGCAGAGACUUGGAAACCGCGAGAGCCUUGUUGCAAGACAUGGAAGUUGACGAUGUGGUUUCUUGGAACUCGUUGGUUGUUGAGUGUGUUAGAGAAGGUUUUAAAGAAGAAGCUCUGUCUUUGUUUUGUAGAAUGCACGAGCGAGAUAUGAAGAUAGAUGAGUUCACAAUCCCUUCUGUUUUGAACUGUUUCGCUACCUCUAGAACAGAGAUGAAGAUAGCUUCUUCUGUGCAUUGUCUGAUUGUGAAAACUGGAUAUGGAACUCACAAGCUGGUGAACAACGCUCUUGUGGACAUGUAUGCUAAAAGAGGUAUCAUGGAUUCAGCGUUGGAAGUGUUUGAAGGGAUGACUGAGAAAGAUGUGAUAUCUUGGACGGCUCUUGUCACAGGCAACACACAUAAUGGUUCUUAUGAACAAGCGUUGAAGCUGUUCUGUAACAUGAGAGCUGAAGGAGGCGUUUCUCCUGAUCAGUUUGUUACAGCGAGUGUACUAAGCGCCUCAGCGGAGUUAACUCUACUCGAGUUUGGGCAACAAGUACACGGAAACUAUAUUAAAUCUGGCUUCCCUGCCUCUUUGUCAGUAGAUAACUCUCUUGUGACAAUGUACACAAAGUGCGGAAGCUUAGAAGAUGCCGACGCAGUUUUCAGCUCUAUGGAAAACAAAGAUUUGAUAUCAUGGACUGCUCUGAUUGUUGGUUACGCGAAAAACGGCAAAGCUAAAGACUCUCUGCAAUCAUACAAGUUGAUGAUAGGCAGUGGCAUAACACCAGACUACAUUACCUUUAUCGGUUUACUAUUUGCUUGCAGUCAUGCAGGUCUCAUAGAAGAAGCUCAGCACUACUUUGAUUCGAUGAGAACAGUUUACAGAAUCAAACCAGGGCCUGAGCACUACGCGUGUAUGAUUGAUCUCUACGGUAGAUCCGGCGAUUUCGCCAAAGCAGAGGAGUUGCUGAAUCAAAUGGAGGUUGAACCAGAUGCAACUGUAUGGAAAGCGAUAUUGGCUGCAAGUAGGAAGCAUGGGAAUAUAGAAAACGGUGAAAGAGCAGCGAAGACUCUCAUGGAGCUGGAACCAAACAAUGCUGUUCCUUAUGUUCUGUUAUCAAACAUGUACUCUGCAGCAGGGAGACAAGAGGAAGCUGCAAAUGUUCGUAGGUUGAUGAAAUUUCGUAACAUAAGCAAAGAACCUGGUUGCAGUUGGGUUGAAGGGAGAGGUGAAGUUCAUAGCUUCAUGUCUGAAGAUAGGAGACAUGAGAGAAUGGUUGAGAUAUAUUCCAAAGUUGAUGAAAUGAUGCUUUUGAUCAAAGAAGCUGGUUAUAUACCGGAUAUGAGUUUUGCACUCCAUGACUUGGAUAAGGAAGGGAAAGAGCUUGGUUUGGCUUACCAUAGUGAGAAACUAGCUGUAGCGUUUGGUUUGCUUUCUGUACCGUCUGGAGCUCCGAUCCGGAUCAUCAAGAACCUCCGUGUCUGUGGGGAUUGCCACAGUGCAAUGAAGUACAUAUCGAGAGUUUAUCUAAGGCAUAUCAUCUUAAGAGAUUCGAACUGCUUUCAUCACUUUAGAGAUGGAAACUGUUCUUGCGGAGACUAUUGGUAA